CUCCCCCCGCCGCCGGUUCCAUUCAUGCUUUCUCCUUCCUUCGCCAUCUCCCUCGCUGAGCGAGGGGAGAAGACGGGAGCGCGCGUGGGCGGCCGCUGCCAGGCUCCCUGUCAGUCACACCGCCGCCGCUGCCGCCGCCGCCGCCGCCGCCGCGCUGCGAAGAAGGCGAGCGGGGGAAGGAGGGCGAGCGGCUUGCCCGGGGGGUAAGGGGGGCGGCUGGCGGCGCUGCCCCCAGCCUCACUGCCCCUUCCCGGGGCGUCUUCUGCGGAGACUGAGGCGGGCGCGGCCCCGCGGGGGGGAGCGGCGGCGGCCUGAGGGAUCAUGUUCCAUUAAAAGUGCUGAGGAGCACCCAGAACUCUGAAGACAGCAGUUUUGUGCAAGAUAAGAAUGUUCCUUAAAGAAGCUGAUGGAGAAUAGAGCUCAAGAGUGCCUGUCAGACACGGGCAGCAUAAGAUGACAUCGUAGUCUAGUCUGAAAUCGGUACUAGAGCAUAAAGGACGUAAACAAUAAUCCCAGAGGAUCAUCUCUCCUGGAACAGACAUUGGAACUAAGCUACUAUGUGACUAAAAGAACCGAGUGCAUCUGAUGCUGCGAUGGAGUCCAUGGAUGAAGCUGAAGGACAAGGACAGCUGAACAGGAAAGAGCAGUCCCUGAAAACCUCCCAGAAAACAGCACUGCUUGGUUGGGCUGCCUGGUGGAAUGGAUUCGUGACUGGAGACAGCAUGUAUCUGUUUGUCCUCUCACAGAUACUGCUUCUCUGCAUGAUGCUGUGGUACAAUACUUAUGGGACCAUCCCAGCAGCUCAGAAUGCCUUUGACCUGCUGUCUUACCUGCUUACCCCAUUUGAACAGCUUUUGUCAGAUCAGGGGAAGGACCUGACUAGAAUUGGGAGUGUUGUGGUAUCAUAUAUCCUGCUGUCUUUAGCGUCUCUAGGACUGCUACUUGUAGGAUCUCUGUUUUGGCAUCUGCUCAGAGCCCGUCCAGAUCCCCCCUUUCCGCUACAAGAGGACAGACGCCAAUCUGUGAGCCGGCAGCCUUCAUUCACGUACUCAGAGUGGACAGAGGAUAAAAAUGAGGAUGACUUCCUAGAUUUGGAUCCCGUACCAGAGACCCCGGUCUUUGACUGCGUAAUGGACAUUAAAGCGGAGACAGAUCCAGCUACUCUAACGGUUAAAUCCGUGGGCUUGCAAGAAAGGAGAGGUUCAAAUGUUUCACUCACGUUAGAUAUGUGUACCCCAGGCUGUUCUGAGCAAGGUUUUGGCUAUAUCAUGUCACCACGGGAACAGUCAGCUCAAGAAUACCUUCAGACAGCAUCAAACAUUCUUACUGAAGAGGAACUGCACAAGAAAGCACUGGAUCCUUUCAUACUUCAGGCAGAGUUCUUUGAAAUUCCAAUGAACUUUGUUGAUCCAAAGGAAUAUGAUAUUCCAGGCUUGGUGCGGAAGAAUCGCUACAAAACAAUUCUCCCAAAUCCUCACAGCAGAGUGUGCCUUACCUCAGCUGAUCAGGACGACCCCCUUAGCUCUUACAUCAAUGCUAACUACAUCAGGGGCUAUGGAGGAGAGGAAAAGGUAUAUAUUGCUACUCAGGGACCGAUAGUUAAUACUGUCAGUGAUUUCUGGAGAAUGGUGUGGCAGGAGCGUUCUCCCAUCAUUGUCAUGAUUACCAAUAUAGAAGAGAUGAAUGAGAAAUGCACAGAAUAUUGGCCAGAGGAACAGGUCACCUACGAAGGAAUAGAAAUCACAGUUAACCAAGUCAUACAAGCAGAUGAUUACCGUUUAAGGCUCAUCACCCUAAAGAAAGGAGAAGAAGUCAGAAACCUGAAACAUUACUGGUACACAUCUUGGCCAGACCAGAAGACACCAGAUCAAGCUCCCCCUCUGUUACAGCUAGUGCUGGAAGUGGAUGAGGUAAUGCAGAGUGCAGAAGAGAAGAAUGCCCCAGUGAUUGUUCACUGCAGUGCAGGCAUCGGGAGGACAGGCUGCUUUAUUGCAACUAGUGUCUGUUGUAAACAGCUGAAGAGUGAGGGCAUAGUUGACAUAUUGCGAACAGCCUGCCAGUUACGGUUAGACAGGGGAGGAAUGAUCCAGACUUGUGAACAGUAUCAAUUUGUCCAUCAUGUCAUGAGCUUGUACGGAAAACAGCUUUCUAGAGCAGCAGAAGAAUAAGUGUUCAUGAUAUUCCUAAAGGCUAAAACCAAGAGAACUUUUGACUGCAUUCAGAUAUAUUUCAGAUCUGAUAAGAGAUGCAUGGUAACCUGGCUGUCUUAGCUGGAGAGAAAGAUAUAUUAUUUUACUUUGAUAUUGCUUUUAUGCUCUUGUUUGCAUUGACAUUUAAGAGCUGAGGUACGCCUUGUCUUAAACAUAUGUGACAGGACAUAAUCUUCACCAAAAAAGGCUUAUUUAUACUGUAAAUAAGGAUAGUAGCUUCGUUUGUUACAAAAUCAAAAAAAAAAAAAAAAAGUCUUCAGUUUGCUAUUUUUAAAAGAUAAUUGCUAUUAUAUCCAAAUACAGUGUGAAACUUUUUGAAUUGUCAUGCUGAAAUGUGCCGUUUGUUGACUAAGCUUGAAAGUAACUUUUUGCCUCUUUCUGAUUGUUUUUACAUAUAAAAUUACCGAAUACUGUGUAUAUCGUAAACCUUCUGAGCCUCUGCAUUGAAAGAUUCAAGUAGAUUCAUGUUGAAAUGUUUCACACGUCAUGUCAUCAUGCUUGCUUGUUUUUUUUGUUUUGUUUUGUUUUUUUUAAAGCAGUCCCCCACCAGUGUUAUCUGAACUAAAGGGAAAAAAAUUAUUUCAUUGAUGUAAGUGAAAUUCUUGCCUCCAGUUCCUACCAGCAACACACCUUGGUAUCCUUACAGCUGGGUGAAUCUGAGGUUGAUAGGGGAGAAGUUAAUCUGAAUUCUUCAUAUUUUACCUUUCCUUUGUCAAUAUUUUGGCAUCUCACCAUGUAGCCAGAUUUGACUCUUGCAAGUAUUUUCUCUUUUUGCAUAGUGAAAUCAUAAUCCCAAUACAACUUCCCCAGAAAUUUGAGGAAUUUGAGGUGAGGAAUUAUUAUUCUUUUAAUUCAGUUCAUCUUUAUUGAAAAAUGAAUAACAGGAACACUUGUGUUGUGAAUUUAAACCUGUUUCAAUGUUUUAAGAGUAACUGGGUGGUCAGUGCUCAUUAAAACUAGUAUGACAAGAAAUGAAAAUCUUAUAGGCAGCUUUAAAAAAAAAAACAAAAAAAAAAAAAACUAAAUCUGUCGGCUGCUCUUUGAUAUGUUUCCCCUCAAACGCAAUUGAGGCAAUUGUUAGCCCAUUAUAAUCACUAGUCCAGGCAGCAGCAUUUCCUUUAAAAUAAUAGACUACUGAUAGACUAUUAUUGCCCAUGCUUUUGUUUUUAGCUGUCAGUCUGGCUAUGCAGGCUUAAGUUUGUGUUUAAUGCUUAGAGGUAAGCACGUGUUUCAGUGUUCUGAUGAGCAGAGGAAAAAAAGGAGGUACGUAGGACCCUUUAUAUGAAAGAUGAGUGUUUUGUGAAUAGAAGCUGUAAUCAUCUACUACAAAUAACUUGCUUCUCUAUUUGUGACAAUAACCAAAACCCACUGCUUUUGUUAGUGCAGGAGGUUCUCUGAACUUACUGCACUUCUUUAUCAGGAGAAGGGAAAGCAGCUCUCACAACAGUAAGGGCUGAUCCUGCUCUCACUGAGGUUUUGCCAUUGACAUCAGUAGGUGCAGGGUAUGGCCGGAAAUGUUAUGCCUACAACUUCAUCACUGUGCAGAAAGCUUCCCAGUAUUUCAGUACACAUAUUUUAUGUUUAUUCUGUAUCCAUGAACCUGUAAAAAUCCUGUCAGCAGGGUUUGCAUGAAUGUGUGGCAAAAUGUGUUAUCUUUAAACCACUUGAUUUUAUUGCUGUAUUUAAAAUAUUUCCUUCAGUGAGAAGCUAGCAGGAAGAACUGGCAUUCUUUUUAAAAAUACUGGCGGUAGUCAUUAAAUAGAGCAAUAAACUUAAGCUUUUGAGCAUAACAUGACUGUUAGUUUUAUGUAAACCUUGCUAGCUAUGUUCUUCCCAUUGCAACUGAUUCUUUCGAAAGGGUAACACUAUUUUGUCUGAGCUCUCCUUAGAAAUAACAAAAGUACCACUGAUGUUCUGAAUAGCAUUGUAAGUGAAAUUCCCUAUAAAUAAUGUUUUCAGCUGUUCAGUGCCCUUCAGUGUCAAAAUUGACUCAGUGAAUAAAAUGACUUGUUCUGUCAUCAGCUUGCUGUGUAUCUAAUAAAGAAUAUUUGUUGAUGAUGGGUAGGAUUGUGCAUGUAGGAGAGAAGUUGACUGUGUAAGCUGCCUUCUGUACAAGGAAACUUUCUAGAGGAUAAUUGCUUUAUGGCAAACAAGGUAUGAAGGGCUCUAACUUACUGACGAGGUCCGUACACAGAUCUUCAGCAGGCAUUAGUUAGCAGUGUGGUUUGUUGACUUGAACAGAAACAAACAAUUUUUACUGGUGAAUGAAAUCUAACCUGCUGUCCACUCCUGUUCUGCAUAUGUGGAGUGUCCUGAGAGUGUGGUCAUGGGUGAAGUCUGUCUGUUUUGCAUGAAUUCACUAGUACAAAGCAAAUGUCAGCCUACUUCCUCUCUGGUUAUGAGGACUGCCCUCCUGCCACCUCACACCAGGCAAGAGCAUGCUGCUUAGUCAAGAUCAAAAUAUUCAAAUGCCUCUUGAAGUGUUAUUUUGUCUAACAGUCAGAGCUAAUCCUCCUAUUUAUAAUUCAGCCUUACCAUAAUUAACAUUUCUCUUUUUAAAAAAAAAAAAAAAAAAAAAAAAAGAGGGGUGUCUGUAGGACCUUGUAUCAGCUGCUCUGGUCUCUUCUGAUGGCAUAGGUAGUCUUAAGUGUUUAGGAUUAGCAGAAAGGGUCUCUGACCAUGCAGAAGCACUUGAGGUGAGUGGAGCUGCUACUUCUGCUACUCAGAAGGUUUGAAACUGAGCUGACAAUAGGGACUAAGCCAAACUGUGCAUCUCACUAGGCUUCUCUUUUUACUAGGCACUCUAAGAUAAAAAAAUCUAGCACACUUUAUCCUCCCUCUCCAGCUCACUACCCAAGUCUAUUUGUACCUGAAACUGCAGUAUUAACACCUAUAAACAACACAGUUGUUCUUCAGAGGGCUGAAUUCCUCUCCUUGGGUAUGUUAGCAUGUAAUAACCUGAGAUAAUAUUUAGAACCAGCUGCAAUGUCUUCCCUGUCAGUUUCAUAAACUUUUUCACACUUAGUGUGAAAAGGCUAAGGCACAGCCUAGAUCAAUUCCUUGUUCAUCGGUCAUUGGACAUCAUGUUUAUGCAGUUAUUGUUUGUUUCUCUUGUGGUAACAGAGUAAUGACACUUUCUGUCCUUUUGUAGGUCUUCUGAGAUGUGCAGACACACAGGAUUACGUAAAAA
This is a messenger RNA of Oxyura jamaicensis (ruddy duck), 5400 nucleotides long. RefSeq names its product protein tyrosine phosphatase non-receptor type 5 (gene PTPN5). Lineage: Eukaryota; Metazoa; Chordata; Aves; Anseriformes; Anatidae. Gene Ontology annotation, biological process: protein dephosphorylation. The record is from RefSeq and is a predicted model, not a curated record. The transcript is spliced from 15 exons. Bases 594 to 2168 code for a protein of 524 amino acids. Gene Ontology annotation, molecular function: protein tyrosine phosphatase activity.